AUGAGCCUGUUUGAGUACGGGGGUUCUAGCGCCAUCUACAGCUUGAACCAUUUUAUCGUAGUAAAAGUGCCCCGUUCUAAGGAUGAUGACGAUGAGCAUACUGCGGAACAAGUCAUUUUCGAUAUUAUCGAAUCCUCCAAACGUCAUCCGAAUUUGGUCGCUAGCUACUACCGAGUUCAAUCUGCGACAUUUCUAGAAUUCGCUGGCCUCAACCUUGAAUCGAUGCUCCAGGAACACCAGACAAGAGACCCAAGAACCCGCCGGGUGCUUUCUGUCGUCGAAUAUCCCAUGGACCUUCUUGUCCGCUGGAAAGCAGAGAUAUCUGGAGGUUCUGCCUGGAUGGAAGAGGUGGGCUUAGCACACGGCGACCUACGUACUGAGAAUGUUGUGAUAAAUGAUGGUCAUGCUAAGAUUAUUGAUUUUGGCCGCUCUGUCAAGGUCGGUUCACCUCUAGAGAUUGGCACUGAGCCAUUUGCAAGGCAAACAGAAAGCGGGUCAUAUGGGUUAGCUGGUCCUGUUACUGAACAAUUCGCAUUGGGCUCGAUCUUAUAUUGUCUAGCACAGGGAUACAAACCUUACGAAGAUGAGUGGUUUGGCGAGGAUCACAAUAAUAUUCUCGUAGAAAAACUUCAGAAACGAGAAUUCCCUAUCCUUAAAGACGGCCCUUGGGAAAUUGUCAUCAAUUGUUGCUGGGGUGGGGAGUUCGAGACCGUCCAGAAGCUCCAUGCCCAUAUCUCGUCCCUCGCAGGGCAGAUCAAAGGCGCUCCUCUUCUAGAUCAGACUACGAUUGACCAACGGAGAGCAGAGUGUAAAAAGGCAGUCGAGGAGGGGCUGGUCAGCAAGUUGGUAUCGCAUUUAACCUAGAUCUUGUAAGUGAAUGACCCCACCAGCACAAACAUGCGGAUGAACUGACAAUAGAGCAGCAACAAAAACCCCGACAAUCGAAGUGCCUAUAACGCACGUUGCAAAGAAUCAUAA
Molecule: messenger RNA, 978 nt
Organism: Hymenoscyphus albidus
Lineage: Eukaryota; Fungi; Ascomycota; Leotiomycetes; Helotiales; Helotiaceae
Source: the annotation of a GenBank genome assembly